Fraxinus pennsylvanica is the source of this 927-nucleotide messenger RNA. The record is from the annotation of a GenBank genome assembly. NCBI's taxonomy places the organism in Eukaryota, Viridiplantae, Streptophyta, Magnoliopsida, Lamiales, Oleaceae.
AUGAGGACUAAAACAAGGGCCUCAACGUUGGAGGACUUGGAGACUGAAGCUUUAAUGGUUGAGUGGGGCUUAAAUGAAAGGACCUUUCAACAUUCUCCACUUAGCAGCUUGGGUGUAUUUGGGAGUCCAAUUGAUGUACUUCCCCAGAAUCCUCCGCAGCUGCCUCCCCUUGCAGAAAGUUUGGGUCGUUUUGUUCAGACUAAAAAUGGAGGGUUUUUGCGCUCAAUGAAUCCUGUGCUUUUCAGGACCGCAAAAAACAGAGAGAGCUUAAUUAUGCAGGCGUCAAGUCCAGUGGUGGUGCCUGCUGAAAUGGGUUCUAGCAUAAUGGCAGCUGAAUCAAUGUCGCUGUUUAAUUUAGCAAAUAACUCAAUUGUGGGAGUAAUCAGGGCUUGUAUUUCUGGUCUUCGUAGGUUGACACGCUUAAAUUUGUCCCACAAUGCAGUGAGAUAUAGGAUUUCCCCAAGAUUAGUUUUCUCAGAGAAGUUGGUUGUUUUGGACUUGAGUUUUAAUGAAUUGUUGGGAAAUCUUCCAAGUGGUAUUAUUGAGAAAGCCGAGAGGUCUGGAAUUUUACUACUUGAUCUAUCGCAUAACCAGUUCACUGGAGAUAUUCCAGCAUCAUUAACUGANUUACUUCUUGAUCUAUCAUUAUCUGAUUUGAAAGUUUGCAGGCAUUGUUUCUUUCUCACAAUCUUCUUACAGUUACUCGCAUUAACGCUAAAGAACAACAAACUUUCGGGUGAAAUUCAACCGGAGCUUCAACCGCCACCUUCUUCCGCCUGGCCCGCGCUGCCCCCUUCUCUGCAAUAUCCCGCCGCUUCACCAUCGACUCCCCUACCGCCUGCAGGGCUUUUUAUGUUGUCUGUAUGGCCAUUGUUGAUAAUCUUGGCCAUUUGUUUGAGUUUAAUUCUGAUAUCAAUAGGAUUAUAG